AAGAAAAUGUUUCUCCAUUUUGGAAUUUUACUUCUUUUGUCCCAAGGACUUCUUAGUAAGAUAAACUUCAUUUUAUUGUUACAUAUUUAUGUACAAUAGUGUGUGGUCUUACGAAGGAUUCAAACACGACUCAAACAGCAAGUAAGAGUCAAAUAGCGUUAUGUAUAAUUUUUUUGGCGAAGUGCACGUUUCGGAACCUAUAGAUGGAGACAGCCGAAUAAUUGGUGGCAAAGAUGCCACUCCAGACAUGGCUCAUUACCAAGUUUCAAUUCGUGGUCAUCAAGGAAACCAAGAAUGGCACAGUUGCGGAGUGUUUAUUUUAAACGAAGAGUACGUGUUAACAGCCGCUCAUUGCGUUUUUAAGAAAAAUAUGAAAGACAUGUCAAUAGUCGCUGGCAGUCACACGAUCGAUAAAGGCGGCGACCGAUACAAGAUUAAGAAAUUGGUCCCUCAUGAGAAGUAUACUAAGCCAGUUGUAAAGAAUGACAUAGGCAUCGUUCAGAUCGAAGGCAAAAUCAAAUACAGCGAUAAGGUUCAACCCAUUAAGCUGUUAAAAGAAAUGGCACCGAUUGGAAAGAAAUGUCUCUUCACGGGCUGGGGAUACGUACACCUUAGAAGAAAAACUUUACCAAACAAUCUUCAAAUGUUGGAGUACGAAACAAUAAGCAAUGACGACUGCACUAAACAAUUAAAGAAGUCGCCUUACCCGAAAUUGAUGCCCAUAGACGCCGGACAAAUCUGCGCCAACCGCCCGAACGAGAAAGGUGCAUGCUAUGGUGAUUCUGGUGGUCCUCUCGUCAUUCAAGACGAUGAGAACAAUACUGUUCAAAUAGGAGUCGUGUCCUGGGUAGUUCCCUGCGCUAGAAAGUAUCCUGAUGUUUUUGCUUCAGUCCACGGUUACUACGAUUGAAUACAGAGCAAAAUGAAAUAAAUGACUUAUUAAAAGUAAUUUAUUAAUUUAAGUUUGGUACACAAUGUACA
Pieris brassicae (large cabbage white) is the source of this 981-nucleotide messenger RNA. Its product is annotated as chymotrypsin-2-like. Gene Ontology annotation, biological process: proteolysis. The record is from RefSeq and is a predicted model, not a curated record. Bases 161 to 910 code for a protein of 249 amino acids. The transcript is spliced from 5 exons. Gene Ontology annotation, molecular function: serine-type endopeptidase activity. NCBI's taxonomy places the organism in Eukaryota, Metazoa, Arthropoda, Insecta, Lepidoptera, Pieridae.